AUGGGAAGUUUCACAUCGACGGCCAAAAUAGAAAAUUCGGAUACGGCCGAUGAAGAUAUAUGCUCAACUUUUGAACCUACGGCUCAGGUUCAAUUAUUGGAAAGGUGUCGGAAAAUCAUCGAAACCUCUCAACGUCCGCCGCUUUUAAACCGGAAAUUCAGAGAAUUGAAAAUUUUUUCGGGGAAUGAAUCAACUAGAAAAUCAUUUUUAAGAUUGUUGCAGUGGAACAUAUUGUCGCAAACAUUGGGAGUGUCGAAUGAUAAUUUUGUUAAAACUCCUCCCGAAUCAUUGGAUUGGUCACUGAAAAGAUUUUACGUUCUUCAGGAAAUAAUACAAAACGACCCUGAUGUCAUUUGCUUGGAGGAAGUCGAUCAUUUUAAAUUUUUGGAAUCCGCCUUGAAAUCCAUCGGGUACUCUGGAAAAUUUUUCCCAAAACCCGAUUCACCUUGCGUUUACGUAGAAGGAAAUAACGGUUCGGAUGGUGCCGCCAUGUUUUAUAAAACAUCAAAAUACGAAGUCAUCAAAUGGGAAACGAGAAUAUUGGAAGUUUGGCACGUUCAAAGCAAUCAGGUGGGUUUGUCGUCCAUAUUAAAAGAUAAAGAAAGUGGAAUCGAAUUUUGCGUCGCCGUGACGCAUUUGAAAGCGAAGGCGGGUGCUUUGUUAGCAACCCUGAGAGAUCAUCAGGGACGGGAUCUUCUCACUUGGCUUGAAAAAAUAUCAGGUGGAAGGCCGAUCAUAAUCGGAGGAGAUUUCAAUGCGGAACCUUCCGAACCUGUUUACAGAACGAUGACGGAUAACAGGUUGGAUUUGAAAAGUGCUUAUUCUGUGAACGGACGAGAACCUCCCUACACAACUUGGAAGGGUGAAAUAUGUCACACGAUAGACUACGUUUUUCAUUCGAAACAUUUUAUCCCGUUGAGAUUAUUAGAUUUUCCAACCGGUAAAACCAUCGGUCCCGAAAGGAUACCGUCAUUGAGUUAUCCAUCCGAUCAUUUUUCACUCGUCGUAGAUUUCGAAUUAAACAACGUGGUAGCAGAAGACGAAAAAGACAAGAGAUCGAUGUAA
Pediculus humanus corporis (human body louse) is the source of this 1065-nucleotide messenger RNA. Its product is annotated as protein angel, putative. The record is from RefSeq and is a predicted model, not a curated record. The transcript is spliced from 5 exons. The coding region runs from base 1 to 1065 and encodes 354 amino acids. NCBI's taxonomy places the organism in Eukaryota, Metazoa, Arthropoda, Insecta, Psocodea, Pediculidae. Gene Ontology annotation, molecular function: 3'-5'-RNA exonuclease activity.